Molecule: messenger RNA, 1508 nt
Organism: Chara braunii
Lineage: Eukaryota; Viridiplantae; Streptophyta; Charophyceae; Charales; Characeae
Source: the annotation of a GenBank genome assembly
CGUUCAUUUCAUUGUUAAUCAUUGCACUGCAUCAAAAAAAUUUGAUUCUGGACUCUCGGGGGUGAAUAUCAGGAGGAGGAGAUGAGGACAGGAGGAGGAGAGGACGCGAAUGGGGGACGAGGAAAAGAGGAAAAGAGGAAAAGAGGGAAAGAGGAGAAGAGGGAAAGAGGAAAGAGGAGGAGAAGAGGAGAAGAAGAGCAGGAGGAGGAGAUGAGGACAGGAGGAGGAGACGAGGACAGGAGGAGGAGACGAGGACAGGAGGAGGAGAGGACGCGAGUGGGGGACGAGGAAAAGAGGGAAAGAGGAAAAGAGGGAAAGAGGAAAAAAGGAGGAGAAGAGGAGAAGAGGAGAGGAGAGGAGAGGAGAGGAGAGGAGAGCAGAAGAGAAGAGAAGAGGAGAGGGGAAAAGCAGACGAGAAGAGUAGAGGAGAGUGCUUUGGUGCUCUUGUCGGAACUGAGAUCUCCGGUGGCAAAUUUAGGGACAACGGUGCAAAAUGGUACACGAAGAUCGUGUCUGGGAUUAUCGUCUCUGCCAGUUGUGUCGCUGUGGUCGGUUCCUCAUCUGGUGAACCAGUGGGUCGUGGUGGCUGUCGCGCGGUUCGAACAGUUGUCGGCGCCGCUCGGCUUUGGUUCGGGUUUGCCGGGUAAUUUCCGAAGCUCGAUACGCGUGGUGCCGCUGGCACUUUUCGCACGAUGUGCGGGGCCAAUAGCGGGCUAUGGAAUUCCACGGUACCACUGUGAGCUGGUGAUAUGGAAGGAGGAGGUGGAAGGGAGGGAAAUUGGUACUAAUAACGACGAAGCCCGCAGAUAUAGUAGAUCUUUGGCGUCCGCUGGGGGAGUGAUGAUCAGACUGUCCAUGCACAGGGGAGGCCACUGUCCGGGAGACAGCGAUGGAGAUAGGGAGAGGCUGCACCAAAGGGGCGCCUUGGACAGACGAUGUGACCAUGAAUGCAGCGAUGAUGACGACACAGGGGAGGAGGAAGAGGGAGAAGAGGAGGCAGUAGAUGGUGGGGAUGGUGCCGCGGCAGCUGCAGGUGAGGGAAGGGGGUGGUGGUGGCAGGGAAUCAGCAAGUGGACAAGCAAUGGGGAAAGGCGGCAAAGUGAUUAGCCCUCCGUUCAGCCCAACCACUCAGCUCUUUUCUUUGUAGGUCAUCUGCAGGAUUGAGCUGCAGUCCUUCCUUAGUCUGUGGCUGCACAUACUCAGCAGCGGCAAAUGCGGUUAGGUGUUGCAGUGUGUGUGUGGGUGUGUGUUACAUGCCCAGUUGGGCAAUGUAUGUAUAACCAAGGAUCCACUAUGUGAUGAAAAGGACUGAAUGGACAAUGCAGUGUUAGUGGAAUCUCAAUAAGCAGUGUACAUCCUGAUACAUACAAAGUGGCACUUUGUAGCGCAGUGGAAGACUUAGAUAUAAGCCCUGACCUGACCGGGACUGACCUCUCUCACGUAGUACAAGACAGCACAGCGGAAUGCUAGAAUACCAAUGACUAGCCCAAUCAAUGUUGCAAUGCAGA